AUGUACACGUAUAUAAAAUUUUAUUUGCAAAUUAUUUUUCGUUUGCAAAAACGCGUUUUCGUAAAAAGCGAAGCGAUGGGAGCCUAGAACUCCGAAGCAACUGUCACUUCAAGUAUAGUCUCCAUUUGUGUUUUGGUGUGUGGUUUUGGACUGUAAGUUGGUCUAGGAUGGAGACUCAGCUAUCAGGUUAAGAAAUGAGGGUGUCUUUAGAGAUUUAUUAGGGGGAAACUGAUGUUUCACCCUUUAGACAAUCGAUUGUGCAUUCCCAAUUGUAAUAGCUGCGCUGCUGUCAAGUUAGCUUGAGAUAACUGCUCAAGAUUAGCUUAGAAUUAUAUAAAUUCAUCCAGAAAGUAGCUGUAAUCCUGACAAUAGAAUGCACAGCAAGCAUUUAGAAUUACUAGUAAACUUAUGUUAUGUCCUUGUUAGAUCAGGAAAUGCAUUUUCAUAUACUUCCUUUGAUACACUAAUUAGCAUCCUUUUUCAAGAUUCACUUAUCAUUACAGGCAACUGAUGUCCGUAUUUCAUAUCAGGUACUGAAGAUCAGAUCCUCAAACUUGCUAGGAACUUAAUGAAAGCAUAAUUGAGAUUAUUCUUAUUGGCUCAACCCAAGUCAACAUACAGCUUGUGCACAUAUGGCUACUCGUAUCUCUGGAACUGUAGCAGCUAGUGGGGUAUGCUAUAAUGAUCAAUAUAGAAUGCCAUGUAAGCUGAAAGGAAUUCAUUGCAUGGCAUUGAACUGUAUACCACAAAAGGUGAAGUUAAGGAAGUUCAUGGACGGAUAUCAGUCUGCCUUCAGACAUUGUGUAAACGAGAAAAAUGGACAAACCACUGGGCUGUCCAAUGGUUCCCUGAUCCACCAAGGCCAGAAUAUCCGGUGUCAUUCUUAUGGUUCUCAUAACAGCAGUGAAACUAAAGAGUGCAGUCUUGAAGACGGCAUUGAUCCAUACAGGAAAUUUGAAGAACCUUCAAGAGGAACUUCUCAAUUUUCAGAUAAUCAAGUUGCAUCAAAGAAAAAAUCAGUCAAAUCUAGUCAAGGGUUGGCUGAAGCUUGCAAAUUUGUUUACAAUGAUGCAAAAUUUGUGAAUGAAAGGGCUCAAAAUGAUAUUCUCUUGCUUUCACGUGGCAUCACAAGGCUGAACAAACGUGCGUGCCAGGAUGUUGCUGUUCUAGGAUCAGGAUUUCUCAAGCUUGAUGCUCGUGCAAGGAAAGACACUCAAAAGAUUGACCACAGUGUGAAGGAAAGGGCGGCGCGGCUUACCCACUUUGCGAGAAUAUUAAAGGAACAGGCUCAGUCAGACUUGAAGAAAGCAGCAGAUCAGCAUUGGAGUGAUGGUGCUUUAGAAGCAGAUCUACGACGAGCUGACUUGGUUGUUAGACGACGUGCCAUGGAAGAUGCUUUCAUGGCUUUAAAGUUUGUUCGGGAUAUCCAUGACAUGAUGGCAAACAGAUUACAAGAACAGUUUGCAAAGGAUGGUUCAUCUUAUCCUGCAAAUUCAACAAGUUUCAUCACCCUUGAGAAAAACGGGAAUACGUUCGAGCUAUUUCCUCGUGAAGUUUCAACGGACCAGAUUACUGCCAUAGAGGAAGCAUACAGGAGUAUGGCAUCUGCCUUGUCUGAGGCUGACGGUAUUGACUACACUGAUCCUGAGGAGCUUGAAUUGUUAGUAGCAACUUUGAUUGACCUGGAUGCCAUGGAUGGGAAAAAGAGUGUUUCCUUGCUUGCUGAAUGUUCCAGCUCUCCAGAUGUUAAUACCAGGAAAGCUUUAGCUAAUGCAUUGGCUGCAGCUCCAUCCAUGUGGAUUCUUGGGAAUGCUGGGAUGGGGGCAUUACAGAGAUUGGCUCAAGAUUCCAAUUAUGCUGUAGCCAGGGCUGCAGCAAGGGCCAUCGAUGAACUCACGAAGCAGUGGGAGCUUGAAGAAGGUGACAGCCUGAGGUUUGUACUGAAUCAAUAUCUGGCUUCUGAGGAGACAGCUGAUGACAGUCCAGCAGCAGAUGAUGCCAGGUGAUCGAGUGUAAAAAAUGAUGGGAAAAAAAAAACUCAACUAGGAUUAAUGGAAACUUAUACAAACGUCACAGGCGACGCAUACGACCCUUUUAUGAUGGUAUGCCUUGAAGAUCUAUCCCAGUCAAGUUUGCAGAGCA
Messenger RNA from Oryza brachyantha (malo sina), 2142 nucleotides. Its product is annotated as senescence-associated protein OSA15, chloroplastic. The record is from RefSeq and is a predicted model, not a curated record. Bases 633 to 2006 code for a protein of 457 amino acids. Gene Ontology annotation, cellular component: chloroplast. Lineage: Eukaryota; Viridiplantae; Streptophyta; Magnoliopsida; Poales; Poaceae. The transcript has 12 exons. Gene Ontology annotation, biological process: cellular response to oxidative stress; leaf senescence.